Molecule: messenger RNA, 600 nt
Organism: Scutellospora calospora
Lineage: Eukaryota; Fungi; Glomeromycota; Glomeromycetes; Diversisporales; Gigasporaceae
Source: the annotation of a GenBank genome assembly
AUGAAAAUUAUUAUUGGAACCAUCUUAUCAAUCCUUUUAAUUUCGUUAAUAUCAUCUGUCGAUGCAAAAGAUGUCUGCACUGGUCUUACCCCAGCAAAUGGUACUCAAAUUGCAAAUGUUGCAUCUUGCUCAAAGACUGCAUUGGGACAGAUCCCAACGGUAAACCAUAUGACCUCCACAAUAAUCACUAAACCUGAAUUCGGACAAACCUUGCCAAUUAAUAAAAACUUCACUGUUGAAGUUAAAAUUAUAAAUCUUCACACUGGAUUCUUCAGCAACCCAGAAACACAAUAUUACAGCUUUUCACAAACACUUGAUAAAAAUGGAAAAAUUGAAGGACAUUCUCAUAUCACUGUCCAAUAUUUGGGUCUCAAAGCUACUCCUGAUAAUCCUCCGGAUCCCCGAACAUUUGCUUUUUUCCAAGGUUUAAAUGCUAAAGCUGUAGAUGGAACUUUAUCUCAAACUUUAAAAUUAACCGAGGCUGGUUUUUACAGAAUAUGUACCAUGGCUGCAUCAUUCUCACAUCAACCACUUAUUAUGCCAGUUGCUAAACGCGGUUCUCAAGAUGAUUGUAUCCGUAUUAGAAUCUCUGAACAUUAA